Molecule: messenger RNA, 741 nt
Organism: Mytilus trossulus (common blue mussel)
Lineage: Eukaryota; Metazoa; Mollusca; Bivalvia; Mytilida; Mytilidae
Exons: 3
Coding region: 1-723 (240 amino acids)
Molecular function (GO): protein binding
Source: RefSeq, a predicted model, not a curated record
AUGUGUGGCGCUAAUACGCUUCCGUAUGAGACUGUUAUCUUUGAUGUGAAAAAUAAAAACAACUUCUCUAUUUCUGAAGAGUCAAACUUGGUAACUAUGUUAUAUUUUGUUAUCGUAUCUCUUAUUAUGGUGGUAUAUGUGGACAGCGAGGAAUGUACAAGAAAAGUUACAGAGUUGAAACGGAGUGAAAGGAAAUUGAGAAACGAUAUGGUCCAUCUACAGAAUGUUUUUCUAGAACGUCUUUCCAGAACAGAUAAAUCUAAUUCGGAGUAUAAAAAUAGUAAAGCGUUUGUCGGAUUUUCGGCAUAUUUGUCUGAAGGUUUCGCGAGUGGUCAUAGUAAAUCUUUGUCACAGGGAAAAUCUCUGAUCUUUGACCAGACAGAAACAAACACAGCUGGUGUCUACAACACCAAAACAGGUAUAUUCAAAGCACCAUCUAGCGGGAUGUAUGCCUUUACUUGGACACUCUGUGUAGAUUCCAGAAUAAAUCACGGUGGUAUUGGAGAAUUUGGUACAGAGCUAGUUGUGGAUGGAAAGGCUUGUGGAAAAUUACAUGCAGACACAGAACACGCCGGCGAUGAUGCAUGUUCUACUGGAUUUGUAAUCAAAUACGUCAGUGAAGGCAGGACUGUGUAUUUGAAAAAUAUAUAUAACCAUCAAGGUAUUCUUUUAAGCAAGGAAAUUCAAACACGUACAACAUUUUCAGGAUGGAAACUAAAUUGAUUAAAUUUGAAUAAAGCU